AUGACUCGCGAACCCUUCGACGUGCAGGUCCACUGGCCAGCCGACAGCGUAGUCAACUGGCCUGGCAAGGGAAGUGACUUUUACAGAAAGACGGGCAUUCACAUGUACUGUAACCAAAAAGCCGCCAACCCUCUGUGGGAAUACCAGAUCGAGAUCCGCGCGGAUUGGCCUUUCACAUAUACAUUCUACGACGAGACGGGCGACAGCUACUCGGUGUCAAUUUGGAUGGUGGGGAUGACUCCGGAGCACUACGUCAGUUUCAAUUCAGAGCGCCCUACCAUUGUGCGCGUCACGGGUAGCUAA
Messenger RNA from Fusarium coffeatum, 303 nucleotides. RefSeq lists its product as uncharacterized. The transcript has a single exon. The record is from RefSeq and is a predicted model, not a curated record. NCBI's taxonomy places the organism in Eukaryota, Fungi, Ascomycota, Sordariomycetes, Hypocreales, Nectriaceae. Bases 1 to 303 code for a protein of 100 amino acids.